This is a messenger RNA of Aquila chrysaetos chrysaetos, 7913 nucleotides long. It is a transcript of the gene PALM2AKAP2, whose product is annotated as PALM2 and AKAP2 fusion. Lineage: Eukaryota; Metazoa; Chordata; Aves; Accipitriformes; Accipitridae. The transcript has 12 exons. Gene Ontology annotation, cellular component: membrane. Gene Ontology annotation, biological process: regulation of cell shape. The coding region runs from base 383 to 4369 and encodes 1328 amino acids. The record is from RefSeq and is a predicted model, not a curated record.
AUGAGCUGAGACGUCAACGCAAAAAAUUAUAGCCAUGCGAGCCAUCCCUGCGCUCAGCUGCUUGGAGAGUGCAUACAUGGCUUGUGUGACAGCAACAGCACACAGAAGCAGCAAUGAAAUGCAGUUAGCAAUACAGCUGGGAGACAGGCAGCAAGGCAGGCACUGGUCCAGUGACUAAAAUGAUCCUACCGUGAGCCAGCCUGCAGUGCCUCCAAAAGUGGCUGACUACUACACAGGAGCUCGGCUUUCUUUGCAAUUACUCCAGUUCCCCCCGGGUGACUGCAGUGUGUGCUCUGAUUUGGUUUUGUUUGCAUUUUUUGUUUCUUUUUUUUUUUUCCCCCACCCGUCUCCCUCUCUCUCCUCCUGUGUCCUUCUCUCCAGGAUGGCGGAAGCCGAGUUGCACAAGGAAAGGCUCCAAGCCAUAGCAGAGAAAAGGAAAAGGCAGACAGAAAUAGAAGGCAAGAGACAACAGCUUGAGGACCAGAUACUUCAGCUGCAGCAUUUCAAGUCAAAAGCUCUUCGGGAAAAAUGGCUGCUACAGGGAAUUCCUGCUGGCUCUGCAGAAGAGGAAGAAGCCAGAAGGAGGCAGUCAGAAGAGGAUGAACUGAAGGUGAAAAAGCUGGAAGAAAACAUACACAGGCUGGAACAAGAAAUACAGAAAUUAGAAAGUGAGGAAUCCCAAAUAUCUGCCAAAGAACAAAUCAUUUUGGAGAAACUGAAGGAGACUGAGAAAUCCUUUGACAACUUGCAAAAGAAUUUCUCACAUCAGGAUGGUGAUGCAGUAAAUUACAUUUACUCCCAGAUCCCUGAACUCCCAACCCUCUAUUCACGAACAGCAGAGCCAGUUCCUGGGUGGGACGGAGCAAGCAGAGUAGCUGCUUUGUGCACCAUGGAAAUUAAUGUGGAGAAAGACAAACAGACAGGAGAGACCAAGAUUGUCUCUGCUUCACCUAUUGGCCCAGAUGAGGCCCAUCAAAGAGGAUUCAAAGUCUAUGAUGAUGGUACCAAGGUAGUCUAUGAGGUUCACUCUGGUGGCACAGUGGUAGAAAAUGGAGUACAUAAAUUAAGCUCAAAGGACGUAGAUGAACUUAUGCAAAAAGCUGGACAAUCAAGUGUAAAAGGAGGGUAUGAAACAGUGACUGUGUCAGACAGAAAUGCGGUAGCCGAUGGAAACCUUAGCCAUAUGAAGGAGCAAAUGCUCUUCAAGGAGGCAAAGCUGGAAAUGGUACACAAACCCAGCAAAGGGCAUGCUGUGAACCCUCAGCCCCAAGACAGACCCUGCGGUGGCAAAGCCCCAGAGGCCAGCACAGAUCAGCCAGUGACAAUGAUAUUUAUGGGUUACCAGAACAUCGAUGAUGAAGAGGAGACAAAGAAAGUGCUGGGCUAUGACGAGACCAUCAAGGCAGAGCUGGUCCUGAUCGACGAAGAUGACGAGAAAUCGUUGCGGGAGAAGACAGUGACGGACGUCUCCACCAUGGACGGGAAUGCUGCUGAGCUGGUCUCUGGCAGGCCACUGUCAGACACGACAGAGCCCUCCUCUCCCGAGGGGAAGGAAGAGAGCCUGCCCUUGGAAGCUGCCCCAGGGGCAGGAGGAUUGGAUAUGCUGCCAAGGGAUCUGCCGGGACGGCGCUCCUGUGAAAGUCCUAAAGCUGAGGAGGGUGCAGGGAAAUCUUCCAGAAUCCCUGAGGAUGACAUCAGGUUGAGAAAAAACAGAGACCAAAACUGUGCCAAUUCCUUGGAGCCAGCUACUGUGCUUGCUACAAAGGAAGAGAAAAUGGAAAUUGAAGUUCCAGUUUCUGAACAUAAAAGCAUCACCACAGUGGCUUCACCACAUCCUAUAGACAAUCCAACCCACUACUUUUCCCCUGCUGCCAGCCACAAUGGACUUAAGGACAGGCACGAAUCUCUGGACAGUGAAGUUGCUAAAGAGAUCAGAUACCUAGAUGAAGUGCUGGAGGCAAAUUGCUGUGAUUCUGCUGCAGAUAAUACCUUUAAUGGUACAUCGUCCCCUGAACCAAGUGCAGUCUCCAUUAUGGAUGGCUCGGGAGCAUCUGUUAAUGUCAAUAAUGAUUCAGUACCCAGUGAAAGGGAAGAAAAUGUAACUGACAAGCAGGCACCCUUGGUAGUUGAACCACGUGAAGGUAGCAUAACAGAUGAGACCCUGAAAUCUAAUGGCCAUUCCUUGGGUGGACUGAAAGAAGACACUGGGGAGAGUCUGAAGGUGCCAGGAAGUCCCACUUCUUCAAACAGUUCUAGACGAUCCUCUAAGGAUGGAGAGACAACUCUUACAACCCUUAAGAAAGAGGCUAAGUUUGAACUACGAGCCUUUCAUGAAGACAAAAAGCCCUCAAAGCUCUUUGACGAUGAGGAAGAGAAGGAAAAAUACAGGGUCCGCAAAGUGAGACCAUCGGAGGAAAUGAUGGAACUUGAAAAGGAAAGAAGGGAACUCAUUAAAAGCCAGGCUGUCAAGAAAAACCCCAACAUUGCCACCAAAUGGUGGAACCCUCCCCAAGAGAAGACCCUGGAGGAUCAACUGGAUGAAGAGCAUCUGGAGUCCCACAAGAAGUACAAGGAGCGCAAGGAGAGACAGCAGCAGCAAGGUGUAACACCAACAUCCCCCAAACAAGUCAGCUGCUCCUUUGUACCACCAGAGCCAGUCAAUAUCAAGAAAGAGGAUAUUGUCACAGAGCAAAUUGAUUUCUCAGCUGCCAGAAAGCAGUUCCAGCUGAUGGAACAUUCAGGUCCAUCUCAGGGUCAGGCACCACCAAGACGGUCAGGAACACCCAAAAUGUUCUCCAUCAAACCCUUCUACAAAAGCCUCAAUUCUCCGCAUGUAGACAGGCCACUGUCCUCCAUGACAAGACCCGUUUCAGUGUGUGGGCAAACAGGACAGCUUGAGGGUAACAAUGCCACUGUUGUCAAAGCACAGAAGGUCUCCCGUACCUCAGAAGAUGAUACAAGUGCUCAGACUACCGCUGUUGACCCAGUAAGAGAAUUACCAUGCAGUGAUAGCCCCAGAGCCGGACAGGCCUCAAAACUGUGGGCGGAGGAUGGAGAAUUCAUGAGUGCGAGAGCUGUCUUCACAGUGGUGAAGGAUGAUGGACAGGGUGUGCUAGACCAGUUCCCAAAGUCAGGCAGUGCCUCUUCCCCUCCAGAGGAGCUUGACUCCGGUUUGGAUGACUUGUCUGUCAGGUCUCAGGAUACUACCGUCCUGGAGACCCUUUCCAAUGACUUCAGCAUGGAUAACAUCAGCGACAGUGGUGCCUCCAAUGAGACCAUGAGCGCCCUGCAGGAAAGCUCGCUGGCCGAUUUCUCCCUGCCACAGACCCCUCAAGCCGACACUCCGGCUGAGUGCAGGGGCGAAGGCAUCUCCAAGUCGUUCAGUGACCUGGGCUGUGACUCACCCUCCUCUGCUGGGGCAGACUCCAUGCUGAUUGAUGACCAGCUGGCGUACCAUGCUGGCCUGUUGGUUCAAAACGCCAUCCAACAAGCCAUAGCCGAGCAGGCGGAUAAAGCAAACUGCAAGGAAGAAGAAAUCCCAGCGGAGAAGGAGAUCUCAGUCAAAGAGCAGCCAGCCACCACCGGGCCAGCUCCAGCCUCCAAGGAGCAGCAGAACCCAAUGUUUGAGCCACCCCAGGUGUCUUCACCUGUUCAGGAAAAAAGGGACACCAUACCAAAGACUUCAAAAGAGGAAGACUCAGAACUCAGGGAAGGGAAGAGUUUGCAGCAGUCGCCUGUGUACUCAGCCAACCAGCCGUUCCUUGUGGAGGAAAGUAGGCAUGAAGUCAGCUAUUUCAGCAAGUAUUCAGAGGCCGCUGAGCUGAGGAGCACCGCCUCCAUCCUGGCCACGCAGGAGCCUGAAGUGACUGUGGGCCCUUUCAAGUUACGGUCAAGGAAGCAGCGGACUUUGUCGAUGAUAGAAGAAGAGAUCAGAGCUGCCCAGGAACGAGAAGAGGAGCUGAAGAGGCAGCGGCAAGGUCUGCAGGUGGCACCAAGUCAUAUUAUGAAGAGCGCACCACCCAUGCCCACCAGAACUAUGUCUUACAAAACUGCACCAGGAAAGAUAGAGAAGAUCAAGCCUCCGCCAUCCCCCACCACAGAAGGCCCCAUCUCACAGUCUGACCCGCCACCCGAGGAGCCUGCAGGAGCCCAGCGACCCAAGAACCUGAUGCAGACCCUCAUGGAGGAUUACGAAACACACAAAACUAAGAGACGAGAAAGGAUGGACGACAGCAGCUACACCUGUAAAUUACUGUCUAGCAAGGUUACUUCUGAGGUCCUCGAGGCGACCAGGGUGAACCGCAGAAAGAGUGCUCUGGCACUGCGUUGGGAAGCCGGCAUUUAUGCCAACCGGGAGGAGGACGAAUAACCACACUGCAGCGUGAAGACAGCAACCGGGCACGCCGAAACCAAAAAAAGAGAAAGGAAGAAAAAAAAAACAAAACACAAAAACACCACGAAAGCAGCAGCAUUUUAGUCCAAUAUUUAUUAAAUACACAACAAACUCAACAAUGCACAUAGACACAGAAAUGAUCCAACUCAUGGCAAUCCUAAAACAACAGGAAAAACCCACCUAGAAAAUACCCCCUUCUUCUUCCCUCCAUCCCCCCUCUGAAAUAAUGCAAUGGGGAGGGUGCCGGGGGUGGGAGCACUCAGUUGUCCUCACGGACCGGAGAGGCUGCAGGUGCGUGAUGGGAGGUCAGUGUGGAGGACCCUGUGGCCAGGGCUCACGCUUGUGCUUCCCACUGACCAAAUUGAGAGCCCUGCCUUGCCGCCUUGCUCCCGUCGGACCCUCCUGCAGUUCCUUCGCCUCCCACAGCCGCUGCACCGAGAUGGUCAGCAUUACUUCAGCGUACUCUUAUCCAGCCACAAAACACAACAAUAUUGCCCUCUGUUGCUGUUUCUUUAAGGGGACCGAAAAGUUCAGUUUGUAAUUAGGGUGGUUUGGGGGGGUGGGGGGCAGGUUCUACUCCCCUUUCUAGUAAUUUAUCUGUUUAAAAGGAAAAAGAAAAAACAGGGAGGCAGUUACUGCAAAUGUACAAUCCAGUAGACUCAGUAAAACAGUCCUUGUGUUGCAAACACAAGCCAUCACAAUUUAGGAGUGGAAUAGAUGGGGAUGAGAGCUAAGCCAAAUGGAUUAUCUUAGCUUUAGGAUCCUAUAUGCUUGCAAUAUCACCUGAGCUCCAGGUUCUCAGAGCAUAUUUACGUAACAAAGUUUCUAAAUAGAAAAUCUGUAUUUAGCGGAUGACAACUAUUUUUUGAUGGUGGGGAGGGAAAAGAAUGGCGUAUGUGUAAAAUCUAUGAAGAUGGAUAAUUUGAAGUAGAAAGGUAGUGGGAAAGGGAUACAAAUAAAGGACAUUUAAUUUUUAAAUGAGGCAAUAAUUGAACUAAGCCAGACUCUGGCCUAGAAAGAGGUAUGAAAUAAAGAAGAAAGAUAGUUACGUCUUCAACUAUAUUUAUACAACAUAAAAAGCCUUUGAAGUAGAGUGCUUUGUGGAAGUCUUCACGUUUCCAGGCAACAAAGAAGCUAAAGGGCAUAAUGAGUUGGAAGGAGUGAGCAAGGAAGAGCAGACAAGGGAAGAAAAUACUAUCUUUGCCGUUCAGCCAGUGUUUUCAGUGCUACAAGCAAACCAUAGAGCCUUUAGUUAUUGCUUAGGCUUGGGAUCAGCAGUGAAGGAUUAGUGUGGAUCUGUGUGUGUGUGUGCGCAUGUGUGUGCGUGCGUGUGUGUGCAUGAGGCUGGCAUACCAGAAAGUGUAUGGCAGUGCGUGUACUGAUUAUUUUCUCCAAAGCUGUUUACCAGCUAUAGGGAUGAGUGCUAAUUUCUUUUUUUUUUCUGAAAGGGGAUAUAAAAACAAGGCACUGAGUUAAUGCAGUAUUUGUGAUAUUAAAAUUUGACCCAACAUGGUAUUUGCAUGAGUCACAAUUGCAAAGUAUUGACCAGUUUUGUAAGCUGACAAUUAGGAAAAGAAAUGUGGUAUUUAUUCUUGUGCUUUGUAUUUGUAUGUAGUAUAGAGGCUGCGGGUUUACUCUUUCUUUCCACGCAAGCAAUACAAUAGGAAUAUUUUACAACUGGGAACCAUAAUUUCUGGAUUAGAAACCAACAAGUUUGGGAGGUGACAGAAAAAAAGACACUGAGCUUUUUUCUAUAUAAAAUAUUCUGCCUUUUUUAUAAACAAACAGUUAUUAUUUUGACACCUUUUUAAAAAAUCAUCAGCCAGGAUACCGGUCCUCCCUUAAGCCUUUCCUUGGUUUCAUUACCUGCUGUGCUGUUUUAUCCUGAAACAGUGAGCUCAUUUAGAAUGAGUACCGAUACUGUGAACAUACUUCUGGUGCUUUUCUUAAACAAACACAGAGCUUGCAACCAAAUUAUUCCCCCACCCCCACCUUCAGUUCCUCCAGCAUUUGAUUUCUGUCCAUGGACACUAUCAUUUUGAGGCUUAUUUUCAGGGAAUUGUAGCAAAUACAAUUAUAUAUACCCAUUAACUCAGUUCUGUCAAUUGUCUUCCUAAGUGCUAUUGAACAGAAGAAAACCCUGCUGAACCGAGUGUUCACUGUGAUAAAGGCAGCGAGCUUAUCUCAAGGAUGCUCUCUAAACCCAGGUGCAUGGGGAGGCACCACGCCUAUGAAGGAAUUACAUACCUAAUGAAGUGGACCCCUUGUUCAGACAUGGCAAUCGACAGUGGACUGUGAUUCAUGUCUGCAGGUGGGUCGUUACCGUAAGACGGUAGGAAAAGCAAUGCCACCAAUGCAGCACUCUAGUGAGACCAUAGGUCGUGAAGCUGCAUCCAUGAGCUCUGCCCAUCUGUACCAAGAGGAGUCCUGGCUCCCUCCACCCCGGGUAGAGCUUAAGUGAGACUGGGAAAAAGGGGUUUCCUGAGCAGAGGAGACAGCCCCUGUACUUACGAUGAAGUGGUCUUGCACUAAACAACGCUCUUCAGAGUUCCCCCCAAUAUUUGCUCCCUGAAACCAGGGCAGCCCUGGGCUCCCUUCCCAGGAACCUGUAUCUUCAUUUUCUUUAACCUGGAGGCCAGUUUUUAUCUCCUUCUCUCUCAUUGGGAGCCAGUGACAUUGAUCACCCAUCAUAAGACAUUUCUUCAUGCUUUGCCACAUCUUCCCCUACUGCCACAUUUGGCCCUCAGUCUUUAAGUGAAAAUUAAAUUGUUCCCCUAGAAAGGGGAUGUGGUGGUGGGGAGAGGCCAGGCGGGAGUCCUGUGCUCUAGAAGCAUUCGCUUUCAGCCCCUGCGACAAAAGUGCUUGCAUGUAUCAGUCCAGGACAGUCAAACUUUCUACCCAGCACAGUUUUCUCUUCCAGAAAUUAUGGACACUCGUAAGCAGCAGCACACAUUCAGUGCUGUGGUAACACGAGUGCGAUGCAGUUUACUUGCCUCUGUUAUUUCAUUUGCAUGCUACCAAGCUUAGGUGUUUAUAAGUAUACACCAGUAAUACGUAUCUUAUCUAUAUAUAACUAUAUCAAAUGCAACAAAAGAGCACUAUUGCAGAAUUAACUUUGUCUCCACAAAAGAAACGCUCAGAUCCUUUCCCGUGGCAAAGACUGGUUUUAAUGAAACUGUGUAUUGAGAAAUAGUUAAGCAUUAGCAUUUGUGAUUAUAAUCAGUUUGGGGUUACAGUGCAGGUUUUCUGAACAAUUUGUUUUAAAAGCUGCCAGUUUGGGCUUCAUCUUGCUCCGUGCUGACAUUAUCUGAAGGAAAAUACAGUAGCAUUGACAUGUUUGGCAAAAAAAAGGCGGCAUCCUUGUCAUGACUUAUCGACCAGUUUCAACAAUACCUGGCUUUCUGUAUGUUAACCACUUAAAUGUUAUCCUGCUUCUGUUUUAUAGUGACUGUGAGGCCUACAAUGCAAGUAUAUAAUUAUUUUCUCAUUAAAACAGAAACCUGUGUUGUGUUUCUAUAAA